Molecule: messenger RNA, 4764 nt
Organism: Magnusiomyces paraingens
Lineage: Eukaryota; Fungi; Ascomycota; Dipodascomycetes; Dipodascales; Dipodascaceae
Exons: 2
Coding region: 1-4764 (1587 amino acids)
Biological process (GO): regulation of DNA-templated transcription; protein transport to vacuole involved in ubiquitin-dependent protein catabolic process via the multivesicular body sorting pathway
Cellular component (GO): endosome
Molecular function (GO): DNA-binding transcription factor activity, RNA polymerase II-specific; zinc ion binding
Source: RefSeq, a predicted model, not a curated record
AUGCCCACCAAACACUCCUUCCACGCAGAGUCCGCCUCCAACGGUUCUGCGGACACUGGUGAGCAUGAUGGAGCUCCGCCGGGACAUUUACCGCCGAUUGCUUCUCUUCGUGUUGAUAAUGCCUCGGGACUUGCUGUUCGUCGACAACAACAACAACAACAACAACAACAACAACAACAACAACAACAACAACAACAACAACAACAACAACAGCAUCAACUUCAACUUCAACAACAGCAGCAAUCACAGCAAUCACAGCAAUCACAGCAAUCACAGCAAUCACAGCAAUCACAGCAAUCACAGCAAUCACAACAAUCAAAUCCGCCACAGCCACCACAGCAACAACAGAACUUGUUACCCCCAUUGAUUAACCACUAUUAUCACAAUGGUCAUCCUCAAAAUAAUCCCAACCAUAAUAUUCUUCCUUAUGGAUCAUCGACAGCUGCUCAGCACGUUUCAGCACCCCAUACAUCUGCAGACGGGUUUUUACAGAUUCCAUCUGGUGGAAAUACUACUGGCGGCUCUAACACUGGAGUUCGGCCUCCAUACGCAACUUCACCCUACCGCACUCCAUCAUCACCGGGUGGUUCGAUUAUUCAUCCACCUUAUUCCCCUCUUGAAUAUCCAACUCCUAGCACGCUGGAUUACAGAAGCCAAGGUUCGCCUGUUCCGCCAUCACCAAGUCGGUUACCAUUACCUCCUUUGCUCUCAGAUUCAGAAUUGCAUUCAACAGGGCCAAGUGCCAGUGCCGCAGGCCGGUCACCAUCACCUAUCCCUCCAAGUAUCAGCAGUAGUAGUGUUAGUAAUGGGAAGACUGGCAGCAGUAGCAAUACCCUCCAUUUGUAUACCCAAAAUUCAGGAACUGGGCCAGGCUUGCGCAGUCCUUUAUUGACAGCACCACCUUCAGGAGCGCAUCUUAAACAGCAGCAACAUCAAUCGUUACAACUAUUGACAAUUCCUGUAAGCCAACCUUCAAUUUCAUCUUCUGCAAAUUCAUCUUCACUUGAUGCACCACCUCCGACACUCCAAAUUACGUCACCACCGCCCCCAACUCAACAAGAAGAACGAGAUGCUUCAAUAUUCAAUGCUGGUCCAUCACAUUUAUCUCUUCCUACUACUAAUUCAACUUCAGGACGUGGGUACAACAGUGACUAUUUAACGCCAGAACCAUUUUAUUCUCCAUCAGUUUCGCCAUCAACAACAUCUGCUAAUGUCGUUGCACCUGUCUCAAAUGUCCCAUUGUCACCAUCUGUCUCAUCAUCCAAUGAAGCUUCGACAGUCAGUGCUGGGAUCGACAGUGUUUCUGGUGAAACCAAAAUCAAUCCAGCUACUCGAAGGCCUUUUCGACAGCGACGCAAAGACCCAUCCUGUGAUUCUUGUCGUGAACGCAAGGUUAAAUGCAAUGCUACAGAAACCUCUGCGUGCUCUGAAUGUAUUCAUCGACAACUUAAAUGCCAAUUUACCAAAGAUACGAAUCGCCGUAUGAGUUCAUCAAAGCAAAUUAAAGAUAUGGAGCGCAAUAUUUCUCACCUGCUUUCUUGCGUUGAUGAGUACCAAGCACUUCUUCGGGAAGCCAAUGUUCCCGUACCGUCCCAUUUGGUCUGUUUAGAUCCACUAGCUGUAGCCACAUCAGGGCCAUUACGGGCUAAUACUCCAGUUUCGGAUAUAAACUACAGUUCUUCGAGCGACAUGCCUGGUGGCUUAAAUGGCCUUUCACCUAAUCCUGGUGGAGUUUCUGUGACAAAUGACCACUCCUCUAGCGGACUACUGGCUGUUCCUUCUCGCAACAAAUCUUUGUCACCAUCACCAUUAUCUUCACCAGGUCUUCAUGACGGAACUAAUGGAUGGAAUCAACGCUCACGACGCAACUCAGAAGUUUCUGAUAUUUCAGUUUCACCAUACUUGCAGCCUCAUGACGAUCAACAACGCUGGGGUCAAUAUGGCUUGUCGAUCCGUCGGCCAUCAACAUUGAGUGGAAUUUCCCAAUCUGGUUCAGGACCUCCAUCUUCUUUACAUGGUUCAGCUUCUCCAAACUUACUCAUUAUGUCACCCAAGCUAGUUACACCCACCGUCCAAUCUGGUAUUACUGGUUCUGUUGCAUUGAUUCCGAGUACUAUGCCAGGAAAUGCUUUAGUACAGCCAAUACCUUAUGCUUUACGACCUGCUACUUCCGAAGCCCUAAAUAAAGCUUUACGCUUUAUGCAAAAAUAUAACAAAGGCGCUUUUGCACCGCCACCAGGGUAUUCCUUUACUCCGCAGCCACCACCAUUGUCUUCCUCCCCGGUUAAAACUUCAGCAACAGGCCCUGCACCCAUUUCUAAAAAAAGCUAUGUUGACUACUCAACUGCUCACAGCAGCGACUUGCCCGACGAACAAGAAAUUGAUACUCAUAAUUUAGCUCGCUACGUUCCUACACGGAAAACCGUUGAUGUGUUGAUGCAAAAUUAUUAUGAUGCAUAUCAGAUUUGGCUACCAUCGCAACAAUGGAGCUUUUUGAAAAUUUAUGUCAAGAACCAAAUCAAAUGGGAGCACAAGCCAGGAUCUGAAGACGAAUAUUGCAAAUUUAUUCCUCGCCAAACAUGGGUUUCUGGGUUUUUUGCUGUAUUGGCGCUGGGCGUUCGUGAUGAUAUUGACCCUAAUAUUUCUGUAAUGAAACAAGGUGACGAAUUCAUGGCUAUUUCAGAACGACUUAUGAUUUUGUCUCCUAAUUCUGAGUCAACAUUUAACCAUGAUUGGAUCAAUACAGCAAUGCUUAAUCAUAUGUAUUAUCAAGAGACAAAUAGACGAUCUCUUGCUUCUUUAUGGCUGUCUCAAGGUAUACAAGCUGCAUAUAGAACAGGUGUUGCAGCUGGUCUAACAUCUGCUGACCAACACCUUUGGUGGUCUCUUUUUACAGCCGAUCGUAUUUCUGCUCUGCGUUGGGGUCGCGAUGUUAUUAUUCACGAGAGAUAUUUGCCGAGCUCUUAUCUCUUGCCAAAUGGAGUUACAGGCCAAAAGCCGGAACAAUUGUCUUUAGAUGAAGAUACUAGGCUUUUCAACGUUGUCGUGCAUCUUAUUCGUAUGACUGAUGUUACAUGCCGCACUCUGGCUUCUCAAGUGUCACUGUCAAAACUAACGAUUGAUACGUUUAAUUCAUAUUUUGAAACUUUUUGGGCACUGUUACCGGCACACGUGCUCGAUUCUGAACUCAAUGAGCCUCUAGAAUACAAGGGGUUCUUCAUAGUUAUAGUUGUUAAAUAUGCGCAGCACAAUUUAAUGCGCACAAAUUUUUCACCCAUAGCCACUCGAGCGCAAUUUCAACGUAGCGCUGAUGCCUGUUACAAUGGUGCCAAAACUGUUCGUGGAUUUGUUCGCCGUGUGCUGCUAUUUUUUGGCGGCUGCAGUGACACGAAUAAGCCAAUACAAGACGACAAGUUUUGGGCUCGCGCAUACCUGAAUUUUUCGCGAGUAGCUAAUGACGCGGUUAUAACGCAUCUUUGGCAAUGCUCAAUAGUUGCAUUUGCUUUUGAGGACUGUGAUACAGGUCGGGAUCUUGUUGCAGCGAUCCGGGCAGCAUCGCGCGCACGCACAGUUUAUGGCGUUUAUGGGCGGUACAUUGAUGGGUUUGUGCGGCUACUUGUGCGCGAGUUUCGACGUGCAGAAGCUGCAGCAACAAGUACCGCAACGCUGGCAACUGGGAAUGCUGAGUAUAAGCCACUUGAGGACGAGACGGUGGUUGCAGUGAUGGCGACUGAUUUACAAGGGAUUGGCCAUCAUGAAUGGAUUUUUCCGCGGGCAGGCGAUGGACUAAUGAACUCUCAUACGGGAAGUUUUGAACAGGGUGUUGACGUUUCUAGAGCCGCGCCAAGAAAAUUUAAGAGUUCAUCAGACGGUGAUGAUAUUGCUGAUAAACUACCUUCACACAUUCCAACUGUAGUUAUUGAUCCAGCAAGCCCUGAGCCUACUGCUAGUGGUGAAGAAGUUGAUGGAUUAUCUUUGCCAUCAUUAUCAAAGACCAAAGUGUCAGGAAAAUCUCGGCGUAGCAGUAGCAGCAGCGGCAGCGGCAGCAGCAAUGGAGUCAACUCUGGAAGUAACUCUGGAAGUAGCUCUGGAAGUAACUCUGGAAGAACACACCAUCAUCACAGAAGAUUUGGUGGAUCUAGACAUUCGCAAACGUUGCCUAUGGAUGAUCAUUCUGAUGCAGAUGAUGAAGAGGAUAGCUCAAGUGGUGAUGAACCCAAGAAGGAGCCUGAAGAUGAGAGAAAGAACCCAUGGGCUGAAUGGGAUGCUUUGGAAGCACGAAUUGAUGUACUAGAGGAGCUCAUUGCACGCCGCAAGGGUAAUUUAGGUUCUGGGACUGAGUUAAAGAAUCCACAAUCACAAAAAAAUCCCUUGAGUGAGCCAGUAUUUGUUGAGUCUAAGAUGAAUGGCUCAACACCAGUUUCACGACCUAGUGGGAGUGUAACAGUAUCAACAUUGCUUCUUAACCCGGAGUCGAUAAAUCCAUUAUCUAAACGCAAGCAGCCUUUAGAAGAUGAUGAAGCUGAGAAAAGAGAAAAUAAAGAUGAACAGGAUAGAAAGGAAAACAAAAUCAGUUUUGGAGAUGAAAAUAACGCCCAAAUGGUGCCACCAACAAUCACAAUUACUGAAUCGACGCCUGCACCUACUUCUCAACAUCAACAUCAAAAACAACAGUUGCAACAUUCACCCUCACAUAAAAAGGCGCGGCGAGAAAGUGUAGAUAAUGAUGCGCGGCGUAUGAUGUCUCUAUCGCGGAUUAUUUGA